This is a messenger RNA of Heterobasidion irregulare TC 32-1, 1092 nucleotides long. RefSeq lists its product as uncharacterized. Bases 1 to 1092 code for a protein of 363 amino acids. The record is from RefSeq and is a predicted model, not a curated record. The transcript has 7 exons. NCBI's taxonomy places the organism in Eukaryota, Fungi, Basidiomycota, Agaricomycetes, Russulales, Bondarzewiaceae.
AUGACGUUAAACUAUUGUCCUCUCAAGAAUGAGGAUUGGAUUGUUCGAGGCCAUUUUUGCAAUGGAAAUGGCAUCGAUGUCCGCAACGACGGUAAACUACGGGCGUCCGAGAUGAUGGAUCGUGCGUGGUGGAAAUCAAGGUUAUCCCCACGCGUCCGAAACAACGCUAAACUACUGGUCCCUUCAAGUAUAGGGAUUGUGCAUGGCGAUCUUGACAAGAUACUGCGCGUCCGCGACGACGUUAAACUAGUGCCCCUGGACCUAGGGGUUGUCAUUGAUGUCCAAUCCCCUGGACACCAAUGCGUCCGCAAUGAUGGAAAACUAUUUGCUCCUCACCAAAUAGGAGUUGUGGUUGUUGACCAAGACCAUGGUCAUCAACCGUCCGAAAAGACGUUAAACUACUCGUCCCUUUUAGUACAGGGAUCAUCGGUCGACAUCAUUCUUGAUGAGAAUGUGUCGACAACGUCCGAAAUGACGGGCCCUAUGCACACAACCGAUGGAAAUUCCGGCGUGCAGAAACAUCUUUCCCCACAGAUAUUCCAUGUUGAUGAUGAAGAAGCUGUGGUCUUAAUGUCCAUUCGUGCAAGCGAACAGGCCGAUCUGGAGAAGGAGUCAGACUCCUCCUUACUCCUCACGGCACCCUUCAAGUCUAAUUCUCUUCACAUCCUUGCCUCAAACCCAAUACGCAUACUCACCGGAGAUGAGCCCACCGUAUGGGGGCAAUACUGCUUGGGAUUUAUGGCUGCAACCUCACCGGAGAUGAGCUCACCGUAUGGGAGCAAUACUGCUUGGGACGUUAAGAUGGUAGUCUGGGGAACGAUCAACCUACUUGUCCGUGGACGCCAUCCUCUGAACGCCAAGAGGAACAACACAAAUCACGAGGAUAACGACUAUCCUGGAAACACUGAGGUUUGGCCCUCGGAGAAGGAAGAAGAAGAACCUGAUGACACGAACUGGAAUCCACAUGCUAGAGUUUCUAUUCAUCCACACACCACUCGCAUUCAUACGCCUUUCUUGACACCUGUCCGGAGACCGACCGGACUGACAUCCUGGCUUGAGAACCCAGGAAAGAUCACAACAACCGAGGGGUGA